Molecule: messenger RNA, 1758 nt
Organism: Nymphaea colorata (pocket water lily)
Lineage: Eukaryota; Viridiplantae; Streptophyta; Magnoliopsida; Nymphaeales; Nymphaeaceae
Product: methyl-CpG-binding domain-containing protein 2-like
Exons: 6
Coding region: 313-1314 (333 amino acids)
Molecular function (GO): DNA binding; zinc ion binding
Source: RefSeq, a predicted model, not a curated record
UCGGAACUUGAGAAAUCGAUCGGCGAGAAGACAAGGGGGGAAAAUAUAGACGGAAUGAAAGCGGAGGGGAGGGAGAGGGAGAAGCAUCUCUAGCUCUUGGAUUUCUUCCCGAGGGAGCUCUCCGUUCGCGCCUUCCUUCACGCGAUGCGUAUCAUUUCUUCUUCUAACUCUGUCAUUUGCUUUUCUUGAAGUUUUGCCCGUCAUAAAUGACAUUGGCCCAAUAGCAUUAUAUGGUUUAUCUUUUCUAGCCUACUUGUUAUGGAAGCAUAUUAACUUUGCUGUGCUCGAUGGAGGAAAAAAAAUAAAGUUCAGAUGCAUUCUCCACAAGGUUCUACAGUGGUUGAGCCUAAGGAGGAAAAGGAAGAAGUUUUUGAAUCAGAAAAGUUGCUGCCAAAUCUGCUUGUACCUGAAAAAGAGAGAGCAGAUACUGUUGAUUCAGGAGUCCCACUUUCAAAGGACGAAACACUUCAGAAUCCUGAAAAUAUUCCUCCCCUUAGUGCAUUAAGACCAGAAAAUGAGGACCCUGCUUAUGUUUCUAACCAGCUGGUAGUGUAUGAUCCUGAACAUAAUCAACCUACCCAGGUUUCUCCACCCGGUGAAUCUACUGUAUAUCAGACACAGAACUCUUCCGGAAAAUGUUCUUCACAGAGAGUCUUGCCUUCCAUAGGGACAUUUACUGUGCAGUGCGCUCUGUGCCUGAAGUGGAGGAUAAUUCCUACAAAGGAAGAAUAUGAAGCCAUAAGAGAGACUAUUAUUGAAGAACCAUUUGUUUGUGAGUACGCAAAGAAAUGGCGCCCAGAUAUAUCAUGUGAUGACCCACAUGAUCUUGAGCCGGAUGACACCAAAAUUUGGGCAAUCGACAAGCCAAAUAUCUCUCAGCCUCCUCCUGGAUGGCAAAGAUUGCUAAGGAUUCGGAGCGAAGGGAGCAGUAAAUUUGCUGAUGUCUAUUAUGUUGCACCCACAGGAAAGAGAUUGCGCUCAAUGAUUGAGGUUCAGAAGUUUUUGCUCAGCCAUCCAGAAUACAUGCAAGCAGGGGUAAACCUGUCUCAGUUUUCUUAUCAAAUUCCAAGACCGCUGAAUGAUGGUUAUGUCAGAAAACGAGGUUCAGCACGUGCUGCCCAUGCACAUCCAAAUGGUGAUGUGAGCCUUCCUCUGCCAGAACCUGUAGAACCUGUAGAACCUUCAGCAGUAAACCCUCUGGCAUGGGCCGGUCCGCCAUCCUAUUCAGAAUUGCAGGAUAGCAUGAUCACUACAAGCUGUGCGGAGAAUACAAAGCCUUCGCAGAGAAAGCGUUCGAGGCCUCAACUUGGCUAAGGCUCAGAAACUUGGCUAAGGCUGCUUCUGACCGAUGACAAAUUAGUGUUGAUGACUAGUGCGAUCUCCAUUUUGCAAGAUAUGUGCAUACUAGCCGGUGAGCUUUGCCCUUGGUGAUCUCUCUGUGCUUUAUUCUCCUGCAGUUUUGUUGGAUCAAAUGCAAAAAAUGAACGUGGGGGAAGCUAGCCGUGUUGUAUGUUGUGAGAUUGUUGUGUGAAAAUUUUUGAAAUCAGAAAGGUAAAGUUGAAAAACGUUUACACAUUUUCCCAUUACACCUUGUCUAUACCCUCCGGAAAUCAGAGGAACAAUUGCUACUAAUCUGAAAUAGUAAUGUGGUGAUUAUUUUGUCAUCCGGGGCUUACGCUUCUUCAUUUUUUAAUGGAAUUAGCGCGAACCAAGACUUUGUAUUAAUACCCAUUAAAAGAAUGCAGAUUCGUUCUCUCA